UUUGAGUUAGCUGAGAGAAAAAGACCCGAGCUUUAAUCCCAGGCCUAACUCUGAAACUCUAAGUCUUCAGAUUCUGGCGAUUACUCGCCGAAAAGUACCCGAUUCCGGCUGAAAUGGUGGCCGCGAGCUCGCCGGACUGGCUCCCCGCCGGCUGGAGCGUCCAAUUUAGAGCCCAGAACCGUGGUCGCCGAAGUGUGAUUUACAUCGAGUUGGAAACCGGGAAGAAGUUCUUCUCCAAGGACGAUGUUAUACGGUAUACUAAAAAGACCACCAACUGUGGUGAAGAGCCCAAGCCUACAAAUACCAAAAACCCCUCCAGUAAAAGUCAUUUGCAGGUGGUAGCAAACACAGUUGAAUAUCCUGAAUGGUUGCCAGAUGGCUGGAAAGUCGAAUUGAGAACUCGAAAAUCUGGUGUGCAAGUUGGAAAGGAGUACAAGUGUUACAUUGAUCCGUCAAGGGAAUGUACAUUUUAUUCUAAGCCAGAGGUAUUUCGACACCUGAGAACCGUAAAGCGCAAGAGCUACAAAUCCAGAAGUCACAAAACGGUAAACCGCAAAAGAUGCAUUAUCAAAACCAAGACCGUCACUGCCAUGCACUUCCCAAGCAAAGUGUUGGUGUUAGGGCACCACUUAAUUGCAAAGGUUGUGGUUGAGAAGCAUAAUGUGGAAGAUUUACCGCCAGGGUGGAUAUUGGAGAUCAAAGUUAGAAAGGUUGCAAAUCGAAUAAGAAGAGAUCCGUAUUACACUGAUCCAGUGCAUGGAUAUAUCUUCCGUUCCAAAAAGGAUGUUAUCCGCUACCUACAAACUGGAGAGACCAGUAAACAUACAAUCAAACCAAAGAGCAUGUGCACCAAUGAUCUAAAGUUGACUGAUGAUGAAAUUGCACUGUCAUCUGCAACUAAAAAGCAAAAAUUGGAGCACCCUGUCACCAGGCGGCAGCUUUCUGAAGCUAAAACGAGUUCUGAAUCGAGUGGCCUAGACUUGCAAGAAACAAAAAGCUCCAAAUUGCAAGAGAUGGCCACUGAAAGCAUAUCUGCUAUGGCUCCAAUUACUGAGGUGUUCCUGGAGAAGCAUUUCAUUGAAAAUCUGGUUGAAGAUUGUGUAGAAACUAAGGGAGAAUGUUCCCCAAGCUGGUCAUCACACCCAAAAGCUGAACCCUCUAGCAAACAUGUGGGUAAAAGGUCAUCACAACGACUAGCUGCACUCUCUAACAAACGUGAGGCUAAAAAGUCCAAGUACCAAGACCAGAGGGUAAAUGUUGCUUUGGCUCCGACAGCCGAGGUUGUCCCACAUAAGCAUUUAAGUGAGAGUGUGGUUGUAAAUUGUGCCAAAACCAAGGAGGAUUGUUCUACAAGCAAGUUAUUGCAGCCAAAAGCAGAGAUCUCCAGCAAGUGUGAAGAAAAAACUGCAUUGGUUGGUGGUUCCUCAACAGAUCCUGGCAAAUUGAAUUUUUCUGAAGAUGACCCUGCUUUGACUCCCACUGCUAACACCUUAAAUACGGACUCACAUAUGAGUUGGAUGGAAAAGAGCAACUCCAGGAGAAUCCAAACAGAUGCAAGAAAUUCAAAAAAGAAGGAAAACCUUGAUUUGCCUCGUCGGUCCUCAAAACGACUUGCUGGGUUUGAACCAGAGUCGGUAAAUAGCCUGGUUUCCACUGUAAAGGCUCUUCAAUUUGCAACUAGGAAGCCUAGUAAAGGUGGUCAGAGUCCAGAUGCAGGUUUGGCUUCAGAUGAUUUUGUAAAUAGAGCAUCUCAGCAGAUUGGACAUGCAUCGGAAACAGAAGUUGUACAUCAUAUUAGAACUGAAAUAGUAUCUACAGUACAAGGAGAGUCAUUGAGUGAGGUCAAGAGGCCAUUUGAUAGUCUUGAACUACUGCCUGUAGAUACUUUGGUUUCCAAUGAUCAAACUCUUCACCUUGCAACUGGAAAGUCAAGUAGAGCUGAUGCCAACCAAGAAAUGGGUUUCACUUCAGAUGAUAAUAUCAAUGGAGUAUCUCUGCAACUUGGGGCUGCAUUAGAACCAGAGGCUUUACAUGAUAUGUUAACUGACAUAAACUCUACUGCACAUGGAGAGUCAUCAAACAAGGGAAAGACGUUUCUUGGUGACAAAGCAAUUCCUGAAGAGCAACAUCAUAGACUGGAAGCUGAGAACAUGUUAGGUGAGAAGCCCGGACCAGAGCUCUCCUUACUGUUCGGGUCCGACCCAUGCUUAGAAUUCGCCUUCAAAACCCUUACUGGGGAAUUGCCGAUAGCUGAUGGUGUGGAUAAAGAACCUUUUCUGAAAGCUGCAGCUGAUACUGUGCAAAAAGAGAACUCACUUGAAAAUGGGAGCUGCAGUAGGAAAACAAGGCAAAGUUCAAACAAAUCUAAGAAAACUAAAGAACUAAAGUUGCCUCGUCGGACUUCGAAACGGCUGGCUGGGGUUGAACCUGAGCUGCUAGCCAAACCAUUGUCCAGUGAAACAGUUCUUCGAAAUGCAACAGCAAAGUCUUGUAGAAGUAAACCGCUCCAAGCUGUAGAUUCUGCACAUGAAGCACCUCAACAGUUUGAGGCUGGUCAAGAGAACAAGGUUGCUCAUGAUUCGUGUACUACUGUAAGUCCUUCAAUUGAUGAGGAACCAUUGAACAAGAUUGAGAGAUCUCUCAAGGACCAAGCUGUUCCUGAGGAGAAACCCCGGCAGUUGGAAAUUGAGAAGGCAGCUGUCGAGAAUCCAGUGUCACAGUUUUCAUUCCCUUUUCUGGAUACUUGGUCUGAUCCAUGCCUUGACUUUGCAUUUAAGACCCUUACCGGUGAAAUUCCGAUAGAUGAUGAUUUGUUUCAGGGUUACUUUGAGGAAAACCUUGUCACCUCUCACAACCAGAGAGAUAGCAUGGCACUGCCAGAUUUUGGCUCACCUAACUUUUUCCCAAGUGACAUAUCCCCUCAGUUCAAUGCACCAGAACAAUCUACCUCGGGCCAACUAUUUCCCAUGAAUACUACUUUGCCACCUGCCGGAAAUGUGAGUGUGUCAGAUUGCAAUGGGGUGGGAUUCGGCCAACAGUUAUCCAUGAGUUCUUCAUUUCUGCCUGCGGGAAAUUUGAGAAUUUCAGGUGGCAGUGGUGUUGGUUCCUGUCAACAUUUAUCCGUGAAUACUUCAUUCUCGCCCUCAGGAAAUGUAGGCCUACCAAAUUGGAGUGGGGUUGGUGCACAGAACCCUUGCUUAGGAUGCAACAAGGAGUUUCAUGGAAAGGUGAAGUCCUGAACGAAAGGUAGCUCCUUUGUGUAAUAUUUGACAGCCUCCAGUCCUUUAUACUCUUAGAAACCUGUUAGCUCACUUAGCUGUAUGUCUCUUGUGCUGUAGUUAUAAAAUCGGUCAGAAUGUAACUUUAUUUUGUAAAAUGUGUCGGGUACCGGAAUUUUUCCAUGUAUUUAAAACUGAACUGCUGUAGGUACUGACAGAUAAAUGGAUAUUGGUGCUGUUAAUGAAAACUUAUUUAGGCUGUUGAGAGUU
Molecule: messenger RNA, 3488 nt
Organism: Fragaria vesca subsp. vesca
Lineage: Eukaryota; Viridiplantae; Streptophyta; Magnoliopsida; Rosales; Rosaceae
Exons: 9
Coding region: 114-3239 (1041 amino acids)
Molecular function (GO): DNA binding
Source: RefSeq, a predicted model, not a curated record